This is a messenger RNA of Neocloeon triangulifer, 2126 nucleotides long. RefSeq names its product pumilio homolog 3 (gene peng). Gene Ontology annotation, biological process: regulation of translation. The record is from RefSeq and is a predicted model, not a curated record. Gene Ontology annotation, cellular component: nucleolus. Lineage: Eukaryota; Metazoa; Arthropoda; Insecta; Ephemeroptera; Baetidae. The coding region runs from base 105 to 2060 and encodes 651 amino acids. The transcript is spliced from 8 exons. Gene Ontology annotation, molecular function: mRNA binding.
ACUAGACAACAAAAAUAAGCAAAACUUGGCAAAAUCACACGUGGUUUUGUUUACAGAGUGUGAAUUUUUGAAUUAAAGAUCACAGUUUUGACCAAGACGAGAAAAUGCAGAAGUUAUUGAAGAAGAAAAACAAGAUUGAGGAGAACUUGGAAGUGAUGGAAACUAAAACCGAGAAAAGCGUAGAGAAAGAAAAAGACGAGGAGAUGGACGAGCCGGACGAGGUCUCAGAAAAUGAAGAGCAAGAAAACGAACCGGCUGGUGAACUCGUGGAAAAAGGUGCAGAAAACGAUGAGGAAGGACCCCCCGUCAAGAAGGGCAAAAUAGAAUCGAAAGAAAAUAAGGAAGAGAAAGAAGCGAGGCCGCCGACGGAGGAGGAAAUUUUCAGGAAGAAAAUAGUCAAGCUAGGGGAGGUCAUCCGCAGGUCGAACUGCCAAAAGCCAAUUUUGGAGAAAACGCUCGAUAACCUGAAGGACCUGCUCAAGGGCAAGUACGACAAGCACGUUUACAACCACGCUGUGAGUCGAGUGGUCGAGUGGAUGAUCAAGCUGAGUGGCCCCGAGUUGACCAAAUCCAUCACCCUUGAGCUCAGGAAGGAUCUAAACAACAUGGCCAGGCAGAAGUACUCAAGGCACGUGGUGCUCUGCCUCAUCGGCAAGGCCGACAAGGAGACCUUUGACAUCCUCCACAAAGAGUUGUCACAAGAAAUCGUCAAAUUACUUUUGCUCGGGACUUCGAGCUCUGUGGUGGCCGAAAUUUACAACAAGUCCAGCAAAGUCCAAAAACGGGCGAUGAAGCAAAGUUUCUUCGGCAGGAGUUUCAAGAUUUUCAAGACAAACGAAAUCAACACACUCAAGGAUGUCAGCAAACAAGGCCAGACAGAAAAAGGAAGCAUUUUUAGCGAGGUUUACGAUAACCUCAUUAAAGUGGUUGAAAAGAAUGGAAUUAAAUCGGAAGUAACGGUGCAAGUUCUGCAAGAAUUUUUGGAAUCUGUGGAGCCGAAUCUGAAAAAGCAUGAGCCGUUUUUGAAAGUUCUGCAAAAGAACUUUGUCGAGCUUGAGCAAUACGACGUCGGAGCCUGGUUGGCUUCCUAUUGCAUCUGGAACUCAAGUGCCAAAGAGAGGAAGCAAAUUAUGAAGGCGACAAAAGCCAAGCCAGAUUUGGCUGCUAGCGCUGUUGGCUACGAGAUGUUGAUCACCAUCAUGGACUGCAUUGACGACACAACUCUGAUCAACAAAAUUGUGCUGCAGCCUUUGCUGGAAGAUUGUGUGAAUCUUUGUAGCAACAAAAAUGGAGUCAAAGUGGUUGGUUUCGCUGUGAAACCGCGAUCGACUCAGUUCCUCCACCCCCAACAAAUCAAAUUCCUGCAGCAAGGGGAUGCAAAUCAGCACAGCAAGAAAGAGAUCGGACUCAGACAAAAGGAAAUCAAAGAUUUUGCAGUUCCCUUGAUUGCUGGCAAAAUCAAAGGAAAUCUUUCACCGUGGAUAACAAACGCUCAGAGAUUUUUAUUUUUGAAAAAUUUAAUGGACGAGGUUGAAUACAAGGAAGUGGUUGAAGUGAUGACAGAAUUUGUCAGCCUUCUUGCCAACCCCGAUCACAAAGAAAUGGUCGAACACGAAGGUUCUAAAACAGAGAUGCCCGUCAUUGAGGUUCCGUUUGCUCAAAAGCUUGCCAUGCACAUGGUCAAAGAGGAAAAGGGCAAAUAUGCUAAAGACUCGAGCUACACUCCGGUAUUCUGUGCGCUUCUUGUUCCGGAAAUAAAGAAAACGCCUGAAUUCUGGCUUGAUUGUAAGAGGGGAAGAUUAACUUUCCUCUGCAUGAUGGAAACAGAGAUCCCUUCGGUGACUGGAGAAGUGCGAGAAUUUCUCAAGCCUCAUCUAAAUAAAAUCAAGGGAGAGGGCGAAACAUGCAAAAUUGCCAAGGACCUGUACACAAUAUUGGCAGGGACUGACAGUAAAGUUGCUUUGGCUAACAAAAUACCAGAGAGUAAAGUGGAGGUUAAAACACCAGAAAGCAAACCGACCAGAAUGAGCACUAGAAGCUCGAAGAGGAAUAAAAAUUAAAAAUGUUUCCAUCUACUUUUGACAUUUUAAAUUGAAAAUAAAAAAAUUGAACUGAAGUUGAAAUUU